GUUAACAGUUGUCGGCAGUUAAAAAUUUUUAAAUUUUAUUCAAGCGCAAAGGAUUUUAAUAAAAUCUAAUUCAAGGUUUAUUUAGAAAUUCCAACAUGGAAGAGCUAUUAGAAGAGAUUCAAGCAAUACAAAAGUUUCUUUAUGGUGGAUAUAAGAUUGAAAGUGACACAAAUCUUGAUUGGUUGGAUCAAUUAUCAACACAGUUUGUAAAACUAUUUCAAAUUUUACAAAAAUUCUUGAUGUUUGAUAUCACAACACCGACUAACCGAACAACAAUAAUCGAGCAAUCCUUUUUAUGUGCGCAACAGAUCGUUGUUUGUUUAAAGUUUUUAGAGAAAACUGUGAAUAAGGAGAAGGAAGUUGGAUGUUUAAUAACUUCAAGGCAAUGCUUCUUUGAGAGGAUCUUAUGGUGUAUAGCGCGAUUAAAAUCAACGAUCAAGAGUGCAAAUGAUCAUGUCGUAACAAGUGUUGUUGAAGCUGAUAAUUUUGUGACUUUGCUUGAUUGUUCAUUGGACAUUCUUUCAUCUUUCGUUGCACUUGAUGGCAGCAAUGAUAAUUUAACAAACAAAGCUGAAAGACGAGCUGAAAUGAUGAUGGAGAGUCGUGAACUUCGCAGUAUCAUUGAAAGGUUGCUCUCACAUUCUCUGGCUUUCUCUAACAUCGCUUUACAUUCUGAUAAGAAUCCAUUAACAAUUUUGUCACAAAAUGUUUUGAAAAUUGCGAUGGAAUUUGAAGAAGAAUUUUCCUUAUCGCAACCUGGAAAAAAGUUGAAUGCAACAGAUCAAAGAAUGAAAGCAAUGGACCUUGAGACGUCACUUUGUAGUCUUGAAAGUUUUCUUAAUAAUUCAUUACUUCGAUUAGUUGUCGAAGUUUUCCAUGUUAUGGAUGGAAAAACAAUUGAGCGACUUAAAAAUUCCUCAAAUUCUUCAACUGUUGACGUUGAAAUCGAAAAGUUUGAUCUUCUAAUUGAUCGCUUAAUUCAAAUUGGACAUUUUGCCAUUUCUUUCAGUCGUGAUGACUUGAAACUUUCAUCGUUGAUUCGUUCAUGUCUCGCUUCAAUUGAGUCUCUCGACUCAUACAUCAUUCCAGCAGUGAUGAGUAAAUCUGAUCCAUCUCUUGAUAUUCUUCAAGAUCAUUUUGAAGAAGAAGUUAAAGAACUUCAACAUCAUGUCCAACAAAUCAUCGACACGAAAGCAUUUUGUGGAACUUUACAAGAUUUGUUGAACGUUGGAAUAGAAACAAACAGAAAAGUUUUUGAUGAAAAUUCUCUUCAAACGCUCAUUAAACAAACAAAAAUUUUGCUUGAUCAUUUCCAAGUCAACAGCAAGAAUCUUCAAUUGACACAAGAUAAAGUCUCGAAAUUUUACUUUAGCGACUUCAAACUUAUUCUAACAGAAUGCGAAGCAAUUCUCAACUUUCCCGAACCUAUCGAAGAUCGUGAGCGCAGAAUUUUGAAACGUUUCUGUAUCUUAAACAACACAAUCAGAAAACUUCAAAAUGCUAUUAAAAAUCUUUCAAAUUUUGAUGUUGGUGAAGAAGAAAAAGCAAUCGAAAUUGAAAAGAAUAUUGCGACUGCUUCUCAAUGUCCAUCGAAGUGUGCUGAUUAUUUCAACACUAUUCGACCUUCAGCUCUCGGUUCUGUUCUCUACGAAUCAAAAAGAUCAAAGAAAAAUCCUUUUAAGAGUUCGUCUAAUCACACAAAAAUCAUCAACAGCACACUUAGACGAUCAAGCAACAAACGUAAAAGUUUAAGAAUGGUCAUCUUUAAACGAAAUCAUCAAAUUGAAGCAGAAGAAGCUUGGAAUAAAGAUGAAACAACGGAUUUGCAGAUCACUGAAAUUCUUGAGAAACUCACCGAUUUAUCGACGAGCCUCAAAAAAUGUUCAAUCAAAUGA
Clunio marinus is the source of this 1895-nucleotide messenger RNA. The record is from the annotation of a GenBank genome assembly. Lineage: Eukaryota; Metazoa; Arthropoda; Insecta; Diptera; Chironomidae.